Patella vulgata (common limpet) is the source of this 2935-nucleotide messenger RNA. RefSeq names its product cyclic nucleotide-binding domain-containing protein 2. NCBI's taxonomy places the organism in Eukaryota, Metazoa, Mollusca, Gastropoda, Patellidae. The record is from RefSeq and is a predicted model, not a curated record. The transcript is spliced from 12 exons. The coding region runs from base 116 to 2299 and encodes 727 amino acids.
AACAGGAUAGAGAGUAGUUUGUUAUCAGUGGUUGUCCAGGUAAGAAUGGGUUUAAUCGUUUCCUGAGUAUACUUCUUGCUAGGAGAUCGUUCAGUAGUGGUAACUCAACACCAACAUGACCUCGUCUGGCAAUCGGCAGUGUGGUAAAUUAUUGCUAGGCCAGCUUGGAAGAAAUGUGGACGUCUUGUCAAGAGACCACAAAGACAAUAUGGAUUUACGUUGGGAUGUCGUGGGUGAUGUCUAUCAGAAUUUUUAUCAAGCCGAUUAUGAAAAAUUAAGUUCCGGUAGGAAUAGUGUUACUCAGUUUAAUGAUUCUCCUGACAAUGGAUCUGGCGAAGAGCAACGAAUUACAAAAUUAAAAAGGCUAUCCAUUGACAAAAAAUUAAGACUUUCUCCAUUAGUUUCAAAUGGAUCACAGAUGUCACCAUUUACCAAAGGCGAAAAGUCAUUUAAAUUCAAAGGAAGAAUUAACCGCGGUGAUUCCGACGAUGCUCAUGGAACUACAAGGAAGUCCUCUAAGACAGAUGUGUCGGAUUUCAUGGAUUCGCGAGGAACUCAAAAUAAGGCACCCCUCCAAUCCCAUGCGACUGCUCGUUUACCGUUCACGCCAAUGUUACGAUCCAAUAGUAAAAGAAACCUACCACCAAUCAAAUCUAAACAUUUACCCAAGAGGCAGAUAAGCAGAGAAGACAUGUUGUUACGUAAGCAGAAAUCUGUUCGUCGCUUCCAAGUUACCGACGAUGUGCCAUUGAUGGAGGCACCGGAAUUGACUCGACGUGAUGAUAUUUCGCCUAUUAAUAGAUUUAGACGAGCAGUUAGGACUGUGAUGAUUCUCACCAAAGCCAUCAUGUCAAACAGGGAAAGUUCCAAGCGAACUGAAAGGAAGUUACUAUCUUGGACCCAAGUUCAUGAUGACCUCACAUCCUUACGUCGAGGUUACGAACGAUUUGGUUUGACCUUUGACCCAGCUUUCUUUAAGGUCAACAGGGAGGUACAUGUUAGCCCAGAAGCUAAAACUACCCUAAUGCUCCCACCAUGUUAUCGAACAGAAGAACAGCGUCGUGUUGCUCUCCUGUCUCUUAACACAGCUGUAGAAGUAUUCAGUGAAUUUCCUGUCAAGAUGCAGAAAUCAAUCGUUAAAGUUGGUUGGUAUGAAUUUUUUGAAUCCAAAAGAGUGAUAAUAAGACAAGGACACCUAGCUGACAAUUUUUACCUGAUAUUGGCAGGAACAGCUAUAGUAACAGUAUUAGAUAGAGAUGUUAAAACUGGUGAUGUCUAUUCUAGAACUGUCGCUCUACUAAAGAAAGGGAACAGCUUCGGUGAGAUUGGAUUAAUGAGAGGAUCUAGAAGAAGUGCUACUGUGACGUGUCGUGAUGAUAUGGAAGUAUUAGCUGUGGGAAGACAGGACUUUAUAGACAUCUUCAUGCAUAUAGAACACAACAAGGAACCAAACCAUAUCCAAUUUCUGAGAACUAUUGAUGAAUUCCACGGAUGGCCAAUACAACAAUUACCAUAUGAUAAUCCUAAAGUCUGUCUGUUUACUUACUUCCGGCGUGGUGUUUUGUUAUGCAAAGAUAGCAACAAAAGCGACUGGAUAUUUGUAGUCAAAACCGGAAGUUGUCGUGUACUCAAGUCACUUAAAUCUACGAAGCCAAAUUUACCUCCAUUAGAUCUUGGCAGCUAUAUAUGUAGUCUCGAUCUAAGCAAAAGUUUACCUCCCCUGAAAGCAUUAAAUUGUAACAGUUUAACAUCUUCUAUAAGGAACGGUAGCUGGUCAAAACAACAGUUUAACCUCCAGUACAACUCUAACAAGUUAAAGGGAAAUAACUCGCUAGACAUCCUUAAUCGAGGUCCAACAGAACUUGAAAACCACGCAGAAGAACAUUUAAGGGAAUUAGAUAUUUUAUUAAAUCGAAAAGAAGAGGACAGUUUUAACAAACUUCACGAUUUUCCUCCCGAUCACCAAGAUAAGAUGGUGUUUGUAGAAAUUCAGAAAUUGGGAGCCCGAGAUACCUAUGGUUUGGAAUCGGUGUUGUUUGGUAUGAUGAGAAAGACUACGAGUACAAGCCUGGUAUCAGAAGGUACAGAAUGUAUACUUAUCAACCGCAAGUUCUUUCUACAGCAUCUUUCUGAAGAUGUGGCCAAAAUAAUUAGAACAAAGAUCCGUCCAUUACCAACGGAUCACGUUCUUCAACAGAAACUACAGACAAAAACCAACUGGGAAGCUUAUAAAGCACUGACAGUAGCCGACCAUAUAAUAUACAAACAACAAGUUCAACAAAGUCUAGGAUACGGUUAAAGCACUGACAGAUCAUAUAAUAUACGAAAAAAAGGGUUCAACAAAGUCUAGGAUACAGUUAAAGCAUUGACAGUAGCCGAUCAUAUAAUUACAAACAACAAGUUCAACAAAGUCUAGGAUAUGGUUAAAACACUGACAGUAGCGAACCAUAUAAUAUACAAACAACAAGUUCGAAAAAGUCUAGGAUACGGUUAAAGCACCGGCAGAAGCAGACCAUAUAAUAUACGAAAACAGAUUUAACAUAGAAAUUUAAUCCGGACGGCGGCGCUACUGUCUACUUGUAUAUUAAUGCCCAACUGUCAAGGGUUAUGUUACGUCCACGCCAAUGUGUACACGGGACCUCGGUUUUUCGUCCCAACCGAACCACUAUUGUUUGUCCACUGAGAGGCCCUCCGUUCCACACCACUGACAAGGUGUUCAUCGUCACUUCAAUAUUAUGAAAGUUUAAUUAUUUAAAAGGAAUAAAAGACCGAGAAUGAUUCAAUUCUUCUAAGUAUUAUCAAAGAUAUGAUAAAUUGAGAAUUCCUCAACAUUCCGCAUCCAAGUCAUUAGUCAGAUUAUAUCCAGUCGAGAGAUUUUUAAAUUAAAUGUUAAAGAUGCAUUAUGUAAGAAUUAAAUAAAAUAUUUGUUGUUGUU